This is a messenger RNA of Mercurialis annua (annual mercury), 2021 nucleotides long. RefSeq lists its product as uncharacterized. Gene Ontology annotation, molecular function: 5'-nucleotidase activity. NCBI's taxonomy places the organism in Eukaryota, Viridiplantae, Streptophyta, Magnoliopsida, Malpighiales, Euphorbiaceae. The transcript is spliced from 12 exons. The record is from RefSeq and is a predicted model, not a curated record. Bases 99 to 1721 code for a protein of 540 amino acids.
AGAUUUUGGCGGACUUUGAUGGCCACAAAUGCAGCACUACUCCAAGUAAUUUCCAAUUUGAUUAUUGGAAUUGAAGUCAUAUCCAACUUAAAACCCUAAUGCUUCCCUCUCGAACUCUGCGCUCAUUCCUCCAUGUAAACUCAUCUCGAACCUCUCGUUGCUUUAACGCUGCGUUCCACACCUCAACGGACACAGCAGUCUUGAAAUCAGAAGAAGAAGGCAGUCAUGGAAACUCAGAUUUGGAUAGCGAUGAGUUAUCCAGAAUUCGCUUUGAAUUCAAUGCCGCCAAACAGAAUUUUCUCAAGGUUCCCCAUGCCCUCCAAGGAAUGCCCAAAAUGAAUCCUGAAGGUAUUUAUGUUAAUAAGAACGUGAGGCUGGAUACAAUCCAGGUUUAUGGGUUUGAUUAUGACUAUACUCUGGCACACUACUCCUCUCAUUUACAGAAUUUGAUUUAUGAUCUUGCGAAGGAGCAUAUGGUUAAUGAGUUUAGGUAUCCUGAAAUUUGUAUCAAUUUUCAAUAUGAUCCAACUUUUCCCAUUAGAGGCCUCUACUAUGACAGGAAGCAUGGCUGUCUUCUCAAGUUGGAUUUUUUCGGGUCAAUUGAGCUCGAUGGAUGCUACUAUGGCCGCCGUAAGCUUAAUCUGAAGGAAAUAAACCAGAUAUAUGGCACUCGACAUAUUGGUCGCGACCAAGCACGUGGGCUUGUUGGUUUGAUGGAUUUCUUUUGCUUUAGUGAGGCAUGCCUUAUUGCAGACGUAGUACAGCAUUUUGUUGAUGCUAAGCUGGAAUUUGAUGCCUCAUACAUAUAUCAAGAUGUAAAUCUUGCAAUCCAGCAUGUUCAUCGAAGUGGGUUGGCUCACAGAGGAAUUCUUCUCGAUCCACAUAAAUAUCUUGUAAAAAAUGAUCAAUUACUUCGCUUUCUUAGGACCCUGAAAGAGAAAGGGAAGAAGCUUUUUUUGUUGACCAACUCUCCAUUUUAUUUUGUGAAUGGCGGCAUGCAAUUUCUGUUGGAGGAUUCUGUGGGUUGCAGAGACUCAUGGAAGGAACUUUUUGAUGUUGUAAUUGCUAAAGCCAAUAAGCCAGAGUUCUAUACAUCUGAGCAUCCAUUCCGCUGUUAUGACACAGAAAAGGACACCCUAGAAUUUAUGAAGGUGGAUGAGUUUGUUCCUAAUAAAAUUUAUUACCAUGGAUGCCUCAAAUCCUUUCUUCAGAUCACAAAGUGGAAUGGUCCAGAGGUGAUAUACUUUGGUGAUCACCUGUUCAGUGACCUGAGGGGGCCUUCAAAGGCUGGUUGGCGCACUGCUGCUAUCAUCCAUGAACUAGAGAAUGAAAUACGUAUACAAAAUGACGACAGUUAUCGUUUUGAGCAGGCAAAAUUUCAUAUUAUACAAGAACUGCUUGGAAAAUUGCAUUCAACUGUAGGUGACGGUAAGGGAAGCAAAAGAUACCGCAUGCUUUUUGAGGAGCUAAAUGUGGAGAGGCACAAGGCACGGCAGGUGAUGAAGGAAAUGUUUAACAAAUCGUUUGGAGCCACUUUCCUGACAGACACAGGUCAAGAAUCUGCUUUUGCGUAUCACAUCCACCAGUAUGCUGAUGUCUAUACUAGCAAGCCUGAGAACUUUUUGCUUUACCCACCUGAAGCAUGGCUCCAUGCACCCUUUGAUAUUAAGAUCAUGCCGCAUCAUCUAAAGGUUCCAUCAAGCUUGUUCAAGAACCAAUAAAUUCGGAACUUGAAUAUGAUUCUUUUCUGUCAAUUUUAUCUUAUCUACACUUUUGAGGGUUUAAGUAAAGCAACAGCUUUGUAUCAAUAAUUCAUGGUUUCUUUCUGCCCUUUAAUGCGUCGGUAUAGGAGAAAAAUUUAGUUAGAUCAGAAUACUGCAAGACAAAUUCUAAAAAAAAAAAAUACAGGUGAAGCUGUCUCUAUAAAUAAUAGUUGAGUUGCACCUUCCAUUGCAUUUUGCUACGCAUUGUGAUAUUCAAUAUCUUGAAAUCGUUAAUAUUGCAGGUGCAGAUUCUAUGAA